Molecule: messenger RNA, 658 nt
Organism: Peromyscus leucopus (white-footed mouse)
Lineage: Eukaryota; Metazoa; Chordata; Mammalia; Rodentia; Cricetidae
Gene: Hint1
Product: histidine triad nucleotide binding protein 1
Exons: 3
Coding region: 128-508 (126 amino acids)
Biological process (GO): purine ribonucleotide catabolic process
Cellular component (GO): cytoplasm; nucleus
Molecular function (GO): hydrolase activity
Source: RefSeq, a predicted model, not a curated record
GCAUGCGCCAGCCGACUGGGCGCGAGCCGGCGGGUCCUCCCUCGCGCGCGCGCGCUCCCGCGGUUUCUCUCCCCCACCGUGGCCGCGGGCGCGGGAAGGACGGCGAGCGGCGGCCACGGCGGCGGCGAUGGCUGACGAGAUUGCCAAGGCUCAGGUGGCCCAGCCCGGCGGCGACACGAUCUUCGGCAAGAUCAUCCGUAAAGAAAUCCCCGCCAAGAUCAUCUUCGAGGACGACCGGUGUCUUGCUUUUCAUGACAUUUCCCCUCAAGCGCCAACACAUUUCCUGGUGAUACCCAAGAAGCAUAUAUCCCAGAUUUCUGUAGCGGAAGAUGAUGACGAAAGUCUUCUAGGACAUUUAAUGAUUGUUGGCAAGAAAUGUGCUGCGGAUCUGGGCCUGAACCGGGGUUAUCGGAUGGUGGUGAAUGAAGGUGCAGACGGGGGACAGUCUGUCUACCAUAUUCAUCUCCAUGUUCUUGGGGGUCGGCAGAUGAAUUGGCCUCCUGGCUAAGCAGGUUGGGGAUAAUUUUCCCUUCUCUAGGUAGUGAUUCAGUUGUCAAGCUCCAGUAUGUUAAACGGCACACAUAGUUUUGCCUGUGUAUGGAGAAACUGAAGAGAUCAUUUAAAAUCCUGUGCCUAAUAAAAGACAUUGUUGCAUGUC